CGGUUAUGCGCCGCUCUUUCAAACCCAUAAGUCUUUCAUGCGCUGCAGAUUCCGGGUACAUAGUUAGCCCCGCCUCCAACCCAUCCUCACUGUAAAGCUCGGCUCCUCCCGCUUUCUGUCAUGUGACUCCUGUGCAGUCAGUUCCUUUCCCAGCGCUACAAAGUAACAUCCCCAGCACUGAGACAGGACGGUAACCGGUUCCGCUCUUCUAAUCGGCCGGGUGAUGUGGCGCUGAGCCUGCCUGGCUGCUCCGUUGCUCGUUGAGGAGACUCGGCGUUAUGGAGUCGGACCCGCUACUCGGUGCCCUGGAGAAAAGUUGGAGCGUCAAUCCGAGUUUCGGGUCAAGGGAUGGAAUUGCGAAUACCCGGAGCGGCUCCUACUCCUCCACCGGCUCCUCUGGGGCAGCGUCACUGCAGGGGGGAUCCUCGCACGAGCAUCGGCAUGGGGCUGCUGACUCAGAAGAUCUUCAUGUGAAACAGGCAGUUGUUUUUAUUGAAGAUGCCAUACAGUAUCGCUCUAUAGACCAUCGUGUAGACCCAACUUCUCUACAGCUGUACCGUUGGUAUUACUCCGAUAUCUGCCAGUGGAUUCUAAACGCAGCAAUAUUUGUCAAUAUGGCACUGGCCUUUAUAGAGAAGCCUUCCUCUCUUUCUGCCACCUCAGACGUACGUUAUCGCGGGGUUACUUGGGAGCCACCAUGUGGUUUGACCGAGGGCAUUGAGUUCCUGACUUUCCUACUAUUUAUUGCUGAUGUGUCUGUUAAGAGCUAUUUAGUGGGUUGGAAUGAAUUUGUGAAGAACAAGUGGUUACUGUGUUACAUCCUGAUGUUGGCCAUUUCCCUUGUGGACUGGACCGUCUCUAUGUGCUUCAUGUGUAAAGAGGGGUUUAGGAUGAGGCGGCUUCUCCGGCCGUUCUUCCUAUUACAGCACUCUUCUUUAAUGAAAAAGACCCUCAAAUGUAUCAAACGCACCUUACCCGAAAUGGCCAGUGUGAUGCUUCUCAUGGCUUUGCAUCUCUUUCUUUUCACCAUGUUUGGGAUGCUGCUCUUCGCUCAUGCCAAGGAUUCCCAGGUGGACGUGGAAUGGAAGCAGUAUUUCCGCAAUCUGCCCGAUUCCCUGACGACGCUGUUGGUGCUCCUGACUACCGCAAACAAUCCCGAUGUGAUGAUUCCGGCCUAUUCCACACAUCGAGCGUAUUCUCUCUUCUUCAUUAUAUUCACCGUUAUAGGAAGCCUGAUUCUGAUGAACUUGCUGACGGCCAUUAUAUAUAAUCAAUUCAGGGGCUACCUCAUGAAAUCAGUCCAGGCAUCACUGCUAAGGAGAAGAUUAGGCAUUCGGGCUGCAUUUGAAGUCCUAUCCUUCCAAAGUGAUUUCACCCCCCAAAGCACAGAGGAAACGAUUUUUGUCGAUUCCGUGACCUUCCUUAGAGUGUUGGACAAAGUGAAAAUGGACUCUUACUGCAAAACAGCAAUUGGGGAGAAAGCGAAAUCCUUUCAUAACGGGCGCAUCUCUGCCGAGCACUUCCAGAAACUCUUUGAUGAACUUGACAAGGACACGGUCCGAGAGCAUCCGCCUGCCCCCACCUACCACUCUCAGUGCCUGAAGGUUCUGCAAAUGAUUGGCAGACAUCGAUACUUGGACUAUAUGGGCAAUGUGGUCGUUAUAAUGAACCUCGUCUCAGUCUGUAUUGUCCUGGUGAUUGAUGCAGAGAAGUCCGGCAGUGAUCGGGACGACUUUGCGUUAGGUGCCAUCAACUGCUUCUUUAUCCUGUAUUACGUGCUGGAGAUGGGCCUCAAAAUGUUUGCUUACGGUCUGAAAGGCUACUUCUCCUUCCCCAGCAACAUAUACGAUGGCCUCCUAACUGUUAUACUCUUGGUUUUGGAAGUGGCCACUUUUUGUUUGUACAGAUUCCCUCAUCCUGGUUGGAGACCCGACAUGCAGGGGGUGCUGUCUCUCUGGGAAAUGGUGCGACUCGUUAACAUGUUCAUCGUUUUCAGGUUUCUGCGCAUUAUCCCCAAUAUAAAGGUGAUGGCCUUGGUGGCUGGCACUGUACUGGAUCUUGUUAAGAAUCUUCGUGCAUUUGCUGGGAUCCUUUUGGUGGUAUACUACGUGUUUGCUAUCAUUGGCAUCGACCUUUUCAAAGGUGCCAUUCCAGACCCAAACUCAAGCAAUUCCACCAACCGCACGGCCAAUAACGUGACUCUGCCUUGCGGCAGCUUCGAGCAGCUGGAGUACUGGCCAAACAACUUUGAUGAUUUUGCUGCUGCCCUGGUGACCCUCUGGGAUGUGAUGGUGGUAAAUAACUGGCAGGUUUUCCUUGAUGCCUUUUCCAGAUACACAUCACCGUGGUCAAAGCUUUACUUUGUAGCCUGGUGGCUGGUCUCCUCUGUUAUCUGGGUUAACCUGUUUGUUGCGCUGAUCUUAGAGAAUUUCAUACAUAAGUGGGAUCGUAGCUGCCGGCCCCAUAUUUCUCCAGACCAGGGUGUUGAAUAUCACAUGACUGUGCAGCUUAUGUUCAGGGAAGCACUAGAAGAGCCAACAGACGAGGAGCUUAUGGACAGACUCCACCACCACCCCCAUCUUCAUCUCUCCAGAUGACCUUUACUUUUAUGGACCUUUUUUUUUUUUUAACCAAAAGAACCAAAAAUUUUUUUUUUUUUUUCUUUUUUUAAACCAAUCAUAUUAAAUAGCCUUGGUAUAUAUAUAUUUUUCUAUUUUCGGAGGACCAAAUUAAAGUAGCCAUUGCAAUGCCUCUUUGUUGACCGGGCCCCCCAAGAUCUUGGAGGGUUUUUAUAAGGAAAGAUUUAUUUUAUUACUCUUUUUAUUAUGCUGCUAAUGGGAGAUUUUUUUAUGUGGAAAAAUUGAGUGGAACCAAUAUCAUUAUUUUUAUAAUCAACUGUAGGAGAACUGGUCUACAGAUAUGCAUAGCAUUUAAAGGGGAACUGCUCGUAUUGUCACAGUUGCGAGCGUUCGAACGAAGGGAAAUUUAUAGAGAAUUCCUAAACAUUCAUGUGAUCAAGAGCUUGGCUAUACGAAGUUCAUCAAGUCCAUUCAAUAGAGAAGCUCCCUUUACGGGGGUAAUGUAAAAAAACAGGCAAUGUUUUAACCUAUAGCAACCAGACAGUUGAUUGGUUGCAAGAUUUCCCCCCUUUUUUAAUGGCAAAACCUUUUUUUAUACAUGCACUCUUCUAUUCACCUGCCAUUCCAACACAAAUCUAAUUGCUCAACUGAUACCUGCCCAAAUUUCAAAUAGGAGAGCUUCCAACCAACAGGAAGAAACUCUAAAACAAUGAAGAUGUAAGUAAAAAAAAUUAAACCGAGCAGCCAAAAGGGCUUCCUACAGAGUGCUGAAUUACCAACGCGAAUUCUUAUAUUUUAAUUUCUAACAAGUUUUACAUAGGAAUCUUAAUGCAUGUUGUUUCUUUGAAAAAAAAAAAUGCAUCUUUCUGUUUGGUAUUAGUGUCCCUUUAAGAAACCCAAAAAAGAUGGCAGGCCUUUCAAGUUUCUCAUUUUAACUAUACUUUCAGAUGUGUUUAUAACCGAGGCUUGUGACCUCCCAUUGCGUACAAUAGCCGAAAUAUAUUUAUGUUGUGUUUACAGGGAAUAGACCAGGGGCAUCAGUGUUGUGGCCUUUAAAGGAGAAGGAAAGCUACAGAGGCAUUUUUGCCAAUAGAUUAGCUGCAAUAGUGAAAGCUAGAAUGCAAUAUUUAUUCUGUAGAAUGUUUUACCAUACCUGAGUAAAAAGCUCUAGAAACUCUCUGUUUGUUUAGAAUAGGAGCUGCAGUAUUAACAUGGUGUGACAUCACUUCCUGCCUGAGUCUCUCCCUGCUCUGGGCUCAGAUUACAGUAGAGAAGGGAGGGGGGGGGGGAAGAGGAACAAACUGAGCAUGCUCUUGCCCAGGGCAAUGAGUUUUAAGCUGAAGGCAGGAAGUCUGAUACAGAAGCCCAUGAGUACACAAUAGAAGGAAAGAAACGCAGUGUUUCUUUUGACAGGGGACUCAGAGCAACAUUACUUUGGGGUUUACUGGUAUAUUUAGAUGGACCUUUCUGAUAAGGCUUACUUAGUUUUAACCUUUCCUUCUCCUUUAAACUGGUGUGGUCAGCUAUGCUUUAACUUGUGGAUAUUUAAUAAGGAUGGAUUAAAGUUUUAGAGCACUUUAUGCAGUCGUCUUUUUUUUUUUUUUUUUUCCAGGUUCGGCCAGCACUUUUGGUUAGGUUUGGCGGGAUUUUGGGAGUCUUUAAAAGUAGAGAAGGAUCCUGGUUUUUCUAUGUUUGUUUUAUGGAACCGCUAUGGAAUAGCUUAAUGGUGAUGGGGGGGGGGGGGAUAAAAUGUCUUAUUUUUUCACUACUUAUACUUGCACUACUAUAGUUUAAUGAAUAAAUGUAUAUUUGCACAUA
Molecule: messenger RNA, 4397 nt
Organism: Xenopus laevis (African clawed frog)
Lineage: Eukaryota; Metazoa; Chordata; Amphibia; Anura; Pipidae
Gene: tpcn2.L
Product: two pore segment channel 2 L homeolog
Exons: 25
Coding region: 279-2597 (772 amino acids)
Biological process (GO): monoatomic cation transmembrane transport; monoatomic ion transport; endocytosis involved in viral entry into host cell
Cellular component (GO): lysosomal membrane; late endosome membrane; membrane
Molecular function (GO): monoatomic ion channel activity; voltage-gated channel activity; ligand-gated sodium channel activity
Source: RefSeq, a predicted model, not a curated record